Thyridium curvatum is the source of this 1440-nucleotide messenger RNA. RefSeq lists its product as uncharacterized. NCBI's taxonomy places the organism in Eukaryota, Fungi, Ascomycota, Sordariomycetes, Thyridiales, Thyridiaceae. The transcript is spliced from 5 exons. Bases 1 to 1440 code for a protein of 479 amino acids. Gene Ontology annotation, molecular function: oxidoreductase activity, acting on the aldehyde or oxo group of donors, NAD or NADP as acceptor. The record is from RefSeq and is a predicted model, not a curated record.
AUGCCGUGUUCUUUGGCCGACGUGAGGUCGGCCGCCAUUGACGGCAGGGCGCAGAACGCGUUCUUCAAGAAAGAGCAGCUGAAGAAGCUUCACGAAACGCUAGUGGAGAACGUGUCGCAGAUUCAAGAUGCAAUCUCCAGUGAUACCGGGCAUCGACUCUCGGAGGUGAAGCUUGAGUACUGCCUUGCGCUAGAGUGCGUGGCGAAGUGCUUCGGUGCGAUCGACCCAAAGAGCUCACUACACGACGAGUAUGCUGUUGCGCGAUCCGAGGACGCACCUGAUGCACGAGAGGCAGUGGGCAUCAUUGUUAUCGAGCCCACGACGCACACCUUUCUUUUCAGUCUCGUCUCAGCACUCGCGCCGGCGCUCGCUGCUGGAAACUGCAUCAUUGUGGAGCAGACGAUGCUCAAGACUCCCCGAGUUGUUCUUGACAUCAUUAGUCGAGCGCUGGAUAGGGACAUCUUCCACGUCACGAGCAAGCAACUGUCUGAUGCCGAGAUCGACCACCGACACAUUCGGGUCCUCCAGAGUGGCACGAGCAAUGCAAGCCUGGGUGGCCAAAUCGUUUCGCAAGCUGAAUCGCGAGUAGUUGCAGUCAUCGAGCGAGAUGCCGACCUUCAGGCUGCAGCGGAAGCCAUCGUCAGAGCACGAUUCAGCCUUGGAGGACGAUCGCCAUACGCUCCGGACCUGGUGCUUGUCAACGAGUGGGUCAAGAAGAAGUUCUUGACCGCUGUCACGCAAUGCGCUGUCCGAUUUGCCCCUGACACGACAGAAACGCUUUCAAAGGCCGAUCAGCAUAAGCACGGACUUGCCAACAAAGUUGUCGAGGAAAGACGUUGCCGUGUCAUCAGCUCAGAUGGGUCUGGGCUGAUCGUCGAUGUCGAAGACAGAGCAACGUUUCUCCUGCAAAGCAAAGUGAAGGAGGCUUGCAUAGCAGUUUACGGCAUUCGCAGUAUGGAUGAUGCUAUUGACAUCGCCAGCAGCCAUGGCCGACACUUAGCUUUAUAUGUCUUCACUGCAAUGCCAGCUGCAGCAAAGUACAUCGCCCAGUUUAUCGACACGGAUGUCGCCUUUAUCAACCAGAUUCCUGUCGAGAUCCUCUUUGGACCAGCAAACCCCGGAGGCAAAGUUCUGCUCCGGACCCAUGCCGAGCGGUACGAUGCGACCCAGUUCUCGCUACCCAGUCCUCAAUACGCGUCUCAUACGAAGGACGGCCAAAUGUUAAGCUCUCUGCUAUCGGACGUUUCGUCACGCGAGCUGCGCAAGCUCGAGCAAAAGGCCAUGGCCCCACUGCCAGAGGUCAAGCGUAAGAACUGGAGGACCAUCGGCUUCUUUGAGCAGGGGAUCUUGAUCGGUGGUUCACUUCUCCUCACCACUGUCAUUACAUGCACUGUUGUCCUCUGCUAUUACACCGUCAAAUUCGUCAGGCCGGGUCAUUAG